Messenger RNA from Syngnathoides biaculeatus (alligator pipefish), 5598 nucleotides. RefSeq names its product upstream binding transcription factor (gene ubtf). Lineage: Eukaryota; Metazoa; Chordata; Actinopteri; Syngnathiformes; Syngnathidae. The transcript has 20 exons. The record is from RefSeq and is a predicted model, not a curated record. Bases 1907 to 4213 code for a protein of 768 amino acids.
AGAUGGCGGCAGACGGAAACGACGGCGGUGGCGUCGGUCCGACAACAUGGAAGACGUCUCGGCGUCGCGAAACGGUUAGGGUGGGGAGUGGGAAGCUUGCUGCGCGUUGACUGGAGGGAGACUGCGAGUGCGAUGGAGGCGGGGGAAGAAUCAUCUCUGCGGGGACUGGAGCCGAGGACCGACGGCGCAGUACUGGCGAUCGUUCAACCCUCCCCUUCUUCCUCCACCACGACGCCGAGAAGGAGCUAGGUAAGCCGAAGACGAGCCACCCCCGCUCGGUUCCGAACGCGAUACGACUGCGCCCCGCGCGAUCGACUGACUUCAAUCGGCCGAUUUGACCGUAAAUGUUGCAUUUUGAUACGUGUGAAAAACGCGGAUCGGUCGACGGCCUCCCCUUUGUACUCAAACCAACGACGGUGGGAAGGGGACAGACGAGGUCGGCCAUAGCCGUAUUUCUUAUCCUCUGCGGCUGGUGGGAGAGGGAGACUUGUGGAGGUAACUACAUGUUUAAAAACGACAUUCAAGUGUGCUGGAAUUAGGACAUUUCCUCCUGGUGUGCUCUUCGUGCAUUUUGGGGGGUUUGGUUGGGGGAAGCGCGCGGUACUUUCCGCGCCGAGACCUCCAUGCGGCAGUUGGCAGAACAGCCAGCCGCCCCUGUCGGUUAGCCAUCAGGGAUCUUGGUUUAAUAUCUCGCCGCCCUUUCUCUCUCUCCCCCCCCCGACCGGCCGCGGACUACCGACUAGCGAAGUCCUCGGUGAAGCCGCUUUUCUUAGUCGUCGCCUUUUUUUUGGGGGGGGUGGGUUGACUAAAAGGAGCCCCGCGACGCCUCGUUGUUUCCUUCUUCUUCCCCGGCCGGCCAUUUGGAGCUCGUGACGGUAGGUUUUGCUCGGAAGCAUGGCGGACAUUGGAGCUGGUUUUGUGGCGCCACGGAACCUUUGCGUCCUCCGACUUUCCUGCGUUCGUCUAGUUUAUCCGAAAAACGUGAACCAAAAAUCUGCUGUUUAUCCAUAGUUUUAGAAGGAAUUGUGCAGUUAAAAACUGCCUUUUUUGCGGCUUUAAAUUUUGUCUUUUGUAGCAUACUGAUUUCAAUAUUAUAACAUUUAUUAAAAAAAUCGUGAUAUCGGACGUGCUUUUUUGACUAUAACCUAAAAACAAGCUCGAAGUGGACCUUUAUAAAUAAUAGGCUGAAAUUUUAGUAUUCUUAAAACUAGCGUUUUUAACGUUUUUGUUGUAUUGAAAAUAACCCCAAAACUGUUAUUUUAAACAGUUAAUUCGGUACGGUAUGUAAAUGUUAGAAGGGAUAAGGGUUCCCGAAACGUUGGCCGGGUACCGAAAAGUUCGGCGUCGCUGGUUCGCCCCGCGGCUGAUGCCUUUUCGAGCUAACAGGCUAGCCGGAGCCAUCAAGGACACAACGAACAACGAGCAUCCGCCAUCAUGGAAGCGCCGCUCGGCUACGCCUCACUGAAGAAUGUACCGCGGUUUCGCUCUGGAUUCUCUAAUAAAACCACACGAUUAAAGAAAAAACGGUCUACCACACAAUAAUAAAAAAAAAACAACACAUUUGUUAAAAGUAAACGGGAACAUGUCGCCUUUCUUUCUGCUUAUAGUGGAGAUUUGAGUAUAGCGCGGCGGAGCUAGAUCCGUGGGUGAUGAGGCUCCCGUGGCGCAGUGAUAGCCGCCAUUGUGGCCCCCUUCGUCGGAGAGCGAAAGCAGAUCCCCCGUGGUCACCUGGUCGCCUCCAGCUGCCUCCGCGUCCGCUCGCUUCCUUCCUUCCUUUUUUUUUUUGUGGAUCCACCCCAAAAACCCCGAGGCUCCCCCACUCGAAAAUCCUCCAUUACUUAGCAGGCCCCGGCGGAGAAAAUGGUCGUCGAGCGUUCGAGAGAAGACAAAAAAAAAGAACCCACAAAUGAAUGGAGACAUGGAAGCAACAUCCCAACACCAAGUGUGGGCGCAGGAUGACCUCCUCCAGUUGCUGGAAGCCAUGAAGCUGGCGCUGCCGCAGAAGGACCUGACCAAAUACAAGACGUCAGAGUCGCACCUGGACUGGCAGAAGGUGGCCUUUAACUCCUACACGGCCGAGAUGUGCAAGCUGAAGUGGCAGGAGGUCUCCAAAGAGAUCCGUAAAUUCCGGACCCUCACAGAGCUGAUAUUUGAUGCUCAGGACUACAUCAAGAACCCAUAUAAAGGGAAGAAAAUAAAGAAACAUCCAGAUUUCCCCAAGAAGCCCCUGACGCCGUACUUCCGCUUUUUUAUGGAGAAACGGGCCAAGUACGCAAAGCUGCAUCCAGAAAUGAGCAACCUGGACCUGACCAAGAUCUUGUCCAAGAAGUACCGUGAACUGCCGGACAAAAAAAAGAAAAAAUAUGUGGACGACUUCUUAAGGGACAAAGAGGCGUUUGUGCACAGCAUGAUGAGGUUCAGGGAGGAACACCCGGAUCUUAUGGAGAGCAUGACCAAGAAAGGCUCAAAUGUUCCAGAGAAGGCCAAAACACCCCAACAGCUGUGGUACAACCACGAAAAGAAGGCUUUUCUCAAAGGCCACCCGGACGCCACCACCAAGGACAUCAAGGACUGCCUCAGCAAGCAGUGGACGCAGUUGUCGGACAAGAAAAGACUCAAAUGGAUCGCCAAGUCCCUGGAACAGCAGAAGCAGUACGAGGAAACAAUGCGGGAGUACAUCCAACAACAUCCCGAGAUGAACCUGACGCAGGGUGACAUCGUCAAGUCCACGCUUACCAAAGCCGAGAGGCACCUGAAAGACAAAUCCGACGGGCGGCCUGAUAAACCUCCGCCGAACGGUUAUUCCAUGUUCUGCGCCGAGCUGAUGUCCAGCAUGAAGGACGUGCCCAGCACUGAGCGCAUGGUGAUGUGCAGCCAGCGCUGGAAGCUGCUCAAGCAGAACGAGAAGGAUGCCUACCAGAAACGCUGCGAGCAGAGGAAGAAGGAGUAUGAAAUCGAGAUGAACAGAUUCCUCAGUAGUUUAUCUGAGGAGGAACAGCAGCGAGUCCUGGGAGAGGAGAAGGUGGGCUUCAAAAGGGGCAACGUGGCCAACAGCCCCGCGUCCAAAAAGAAGAACUCCAAAGCUAAGGCCAACCCAGAGAAGCCCAAGCGUCCCAUCUCAGCCAUGUUCAUUUUCUCUGAGGAGAAGCGUCCCAAGCUGCACCAGGAGCGUCCGGAUCUAUCCGACAGUGAGCUCACGCGGAUGCUGGCGCGCAUGUGGAACGAGCUGCCGGAUAAGAAGAAGGAAAAGUACAAACGACUGGAAGCGGUCCUGAAGGCCGAGUCGGAGAAGAAGGAGGACCGCAGUCUGCCCGACCCACCCAAGACGGCGCAGGAGAUCUGGCAGCACAGCGUCAUCGGCGACUACUUGGCCAAAUUUAAGAACGACCGUCCCAAGGCUCAGAAGGCGAUGGAGGCCACCUGGAGCACCAUGGAGAAGAAGGAAAAGAUCAUGUGGAUUAAAAAGGCGGCAGAAGACCAGAAAAGAUACGAGGUGGGACGGCGGGACGCUUGCCUCAACCCGGUCCAGGCUUCUGAUGCGUCAGCGGCUAACCACCAUUUUGUCUGCGGUCCGCAGAGAGACCUGUGCGAAAUGCGUUCGCCCGUCGCCACCGCCGUGGCCUCAGGGAAGAAGAUGAAGUUCGAGGGCGAACCCAAGAGGCCGCCAUCAAACGGCUACCAGAAGUUCUCUCAGGAGAUGCUGUCCAACGGGGAGCUCAACCACCUGCCCAUGAAGGAGAGAAUGACCGAGAUCGGCAGCCGCUGGCAGAGGCUGCCGCUUAAGGACAAGGACCGCUACAAAAAGAUUGCUGAGGAGAUGCAGAGGCAGUACAAAGUGCUGCUUGAGCAAUGGCUAGCUAGCGUAUCUUCUCAAGUCAGGAACUCCUACAGAGAGUACAACUCUCAGAAGAGGAAAACCCCCGUGAAAUCAGGAGGCCCCAAGGCGAAAGUCAAGAAAUCCGAUACCGACGAGGACGACGACGACGACGACGACGAUGACGACGACGACGACGAUGACGACGAGGAGGAAGAGGACGAAAAGGACCAGGCUUCCUCUGAAGCGGCGUCCUCCAGCGAAGAUGACGACGACGAUGAUGACAAGGAUGACGACGACGACGAGGAUGACGACGACGCGGACGACAAGGAGAACAAGUCCGAAGACAGCAGCAGCGAGUCCAACUCGGACGGCUCGUCGGACUCGGACUCUGACUGAGGGAGAGUGGGGGGGGGGGGGGGGGGGGCGUGACCGACAAAACAGACCAAGCUGAGCCACGGGGGUUCAUCCAAGAGGGCGGGGAGCUCUGCCACUGUGCCAACCCCUGCCCAACACCUCCUACAUUUCACACGCCCCCCACUUUUUUUUUUUUUUUUUUUGUCGUCGUUCUCUUCAGCCCCCCUCGCUGAGUUUUAGUUGGACCCGCAUCCCACUGGUUUGGCGAUGUUCCGAACUGACACACCCUUUUUUUUUUUUUUUUUUUUUUUUUUUUUUUUUAAGUUUUAAAACAACGUCGCCCAUUUUAUUUGAUUGUUCCGCAGGGACGAGCCAGGCUUCUCACAGCCAAAGAACACAAACGAACCGGGGGGGGGCACACUUUAAAUCAGGAAGAAAAGGGUGGGAAGGUCGCGAGGGUGUUUGUACUAGGAAAAAUUGCACUCUUAAGAAUGUUUUCCUUGUUAAUACUUCUCCCCCCCCCUCUCUCUUUCUCUGCUUCUGAUUUUAUUCCGUUCCGUUCUUAAAGAUGUGGUAUUUUUUCAGCUAUUAAAAAAAAAAAAAAACGAAAAAAAAACAAGAAGCCAUGAUGAAUGUUUUUUUUUUUUUUUUGUCGUUGUUGUUGUCGUUGCCGGGACGUCGUUUAAAAUGCUGCAGUGCGAGUAUGUUUUGAACCCCUCGUUUUUAAUUUUUAAAUUUUUUCUUUUGUUCAGAUUUGGCAAUUGAUCGACUUGGAACGACACUUGAUAUCACGCCUCACAAAUACACAUUUACGUGAAAUGUUACAUUUGUAAACAAAACUUUUUUUUUUUUUAAGAAGCACUGCACAUUUUAUCUGAGGUUCAUUGUUAAUUUUCUGUCCAAACAACAAAUAAACCAGUUUGUUGUGCAACACUCUUCUUAUGUUCCCUCCACAAUUGCUUUAUUAAAAAAAAAAAAAAAUAGCUCAUUAUGAUGCCGUUUGAUGAUGGUUACCUCCCCUAAAAUCUGCACUUAAGCGGUAAAUGACAAACAAUGAAUGUACAUAGACAUUUUUCUUGGCGAUGACGCACCAUGACUGACGUUAGUUCCGAUAUUUUGUUUGUGAGGUGUUCUGACAAGCAGUGAAAGAAGCGAGGGAAAAGCUUGUAUUAUUCUUGUGAAUAUGGUUUUAAUUUUUUUUAUGGGGUGUUUUUAUUUUUUUUCCCUUCUCCCUGUUUGGUUGUUUUUGUUUUACUUUAGAGGGAGAGAGAUGUUUAAAAGAGCAAAAAAAAAAAAGCUUUACAAAUUUGUACUGCUGAACAUUUGACAAAAACGAUGAUGUUGAUGUUUUCUAUAGCGGAGGGUGUUAUUAAGAUGUCCCUUGUAGUUCAAAGUAUUUGGGAAAAUAAAAAAAAUCUUCAACUGUU